This is a messenger RNA of Caretta caretta (loggerhead turtle), 2771 nucleotides long. RefSeq names its product dynein axonemal intermediate chain 1 (gene DNAI1). Gene Ontology annotation, cellular component: outer dynein arm. Gene Ontology annotation, molecular function: dynein light chain binding; dynein heavy chain binding. Gene Ontology annotation, biological process: outer dynein arm assembly; cilium movement. NCBI's taxonomy places the organism in Eukaryota, Metazoa, Chordata, Testudines, Cheloniidae. The record is from RefSeq and is a predicted model, not a curated record.
CGUACCAUUCUCUCCCCGCGGGGGUGGGGGGAGGGAGCAACCCAAAUCCCAUUCUGAAUUCGCAAAAAGAAAAGGAGGACUUGGGGCACCUUAGAGACUAACCAAUUUAUUUGAGCAUGAGCUUUCGUCAGCUACAGCUCGCUUCAUCGGAUUUGGAUUGGCAGAGAGGGACUUCCGGCCCGUUGCCAUAGAUACCAGCGUCAACUUCCGGCAGCUGGUUGCGAGCGGGGAAAGGAGCGAGCGAGGAGGAGUGGGAGACUUGGAGCCCGGGGGACUGUUGCCGCUGCCGCCAUGCCGCCUAAGGUGCCCUACAAGAGCCAGAAGAGCCAAGGUGGACAAAUAGGACCAGCAGUUAAGCCAGUACAAUCAAGGACUGCCAAAAGCAUCUCAAAAAAACGGGAUGAAGAUGCAUCCACUGAAGUGGGAGAGGGGGCAGAUGAAUGGACACCAUCAAAAACUCUACUCAAACCCCCGGACCAACUGGAGUUGACCGAAGCUGAAUUAAAAGAGGAAGUUACACGCAUCCUGACAGCCAAUAAUCCACAUGCUCCCCAGAAUAUCGUCCAAUACAGCUUUAGGGAACGAGCAUACAAGCCAAUAAGCUAUGUGGACCAACUGGCUAUUCACUUCUCCUUAGAUGGGAACCUGUUACUCAGAGACUCAGAUGAAGGCAGACGGCAGAGUGCCAGAGUAUGCUUGGAACCAGAACUGGCUCCUGUUGAGUCCACAGUGAUAGAAGUUGAAGAGGCAGAGGUUAAAGAAGAAGGAAGCAAAGAAGAUAUUCCGGCUGUAUCAACAGAAGAAGCAGCUGAAGGGGAAGAACCUCCUCCCCCUUUGUUGAAGGAACAGAAGCUCACCAACCAGUUCAACUUUUGUGAGAGAGCUUCACAGACUUUAAACAAUCCCGUGCGGGAAAGAGAAUGUCAAAUGGAGCCUCCACCUAGAGCAACCUUUUCUGCCACGGCUAACCAGUGGGAGAUCUAUGAUGCCUAUGUGGUGGAGCUUCAGAAACUGGAAAAGUCAAAGGAGAAAGAGAAGCAAAAACCCCAAGUUUCAAAGAAAGAAGACAAGCAGAGGGGAAGAAAGUUAACCUCUCUAGAGUCUCAGAGUGAUGAUGUAUCCAAGGUGACCAAGGCAGCUAAAAUAGUGGAGCGGAUGGUCAAUCAGAAUACCUUUGAUGACAUUGCACAAGAUUUUAAAUAUUUUGAGGAUCCCGCGGAUGAAUACAGAGACCAGGAGGGGACUCUCCUUCCACUGUGGAAGUUUCAGUAUGACAAAGCCAAGAGGCUUGCAGUCACUGCCAUCUGCUGGAAUCCGAAGUACAAGGAUCUGUUUGCAGUGGGACAUGGCUCUUAUGACUUCAUGAAGCAGAGCCGGGGCAUGCUCCUUCUGUACACCAUGAAGAACCCCACCUUCCCUGAGUACAUCUUCAGCAGUGAGAGUGGCAUCAUGUGCCUCGACAUCCACAAUGACCAUCCCUAUCUUCUUGUUGUGGGCUUCUACGAUGGCAACGUGGCCAUCUACAACCUGAAAAAGUCACACUCGCAGCCAGGCUACAAGAGCUCUGCCAAGUCAGGGAAGCACACAGACCCCGUGUGGCAGGUCAAAUGGCAGAAGGAUGACCUGGACAAUAAUUUGAACUUCUUCUCCAUCUCUUCAGAUGGGCGGAUUGUAUCAUGGACUUUAGUUAAGAAUGAGCUGGUUCAUUCAGAUGUCAUCAAGCUGUCAGUAGAGGGAACAACGAUGGAAGGGCCAGAGGGACUGCAGCUGCAAACAAUUGGUUGUGGAACUUCCUUUGAUUUUCACAAGAAGAUAGAUUAUUUAUUUCUCGUUGGCACUGAAGAAGGGAAAAUCUACAAGUGUUCAAAAUCCUAUUCAAGCCAGUUUCUGGACAUCUUUGAUGCUCACCACAUGGCUGUUGACGCAGUGAGCUGGAAUCCCUACCACAUGAAAGUCUUCAUUUCCUGCAGCUCUGACUGGACUGUCAAGAUCUGGGACCACACCAUAAAGACCCCGAUGUUCGUCUUUGACCUGAAUUCUGCUGUGGGGGACGUUGCCUGGGCCCCUUACUCCUCCACUAUCUUUGCUGCAGUCACCACGGAUGGGAAGGCCCAUGUGUUUGAUCUGAGCAUUAAUAAAUACGAAGCUAUCUGCAACCAGCCUGUUGUGGCCAAGAAGAAAAACAAAAUUACCCAUAUCCAGUUUAACCCCAUCUACCCCAUUAUCAUUAUUGGAGACGACCGAGGCCAUGUCACCUGCCUGAAACUCUCCCCCAACCUGCGCAAGAUGCCAAAGUCUGCAGUAUUCGUCCUCCAGGCCCUCUGUUCAUGGUCUGAUGCAGCACUGGCUUGCAGGAUCUCAUGGAACAUGUCUUCUUUCUCCUCCUUAUCUGGCUCAGAUGUUCUGUGGGUGUGGAUGAACUCCUCCAGAAUGCAACAGCAGCAGCUACGGAUAAAACACACAGAGGAAAAGAAAGGCCAAGAGAUUCAGAAGGGCCCUGAGGUGGAGAUCGCGAAGCUGGACAAGCUGCUAAACCUAGUGAGGGAACCGGCCAACAAGCCCGCAAAGUGAGAGAGAGGAAGGAAGCCCAGCCCGCUCCCAGCUGCACAUUGGCUCCUCUCCGUCCACGUGCCGGGAAGCACCAGGCUCUGCAAACAGGUUCUCCUUUGACAGGCUCCUGUUUACCGUGCAAGUAGCAUCCCCCUGAGCCUCCCGUCUCAUACGCAGCAGGAACACUUGGCUUCUGCAUCCAAAUAAACGCGUUGAAAGGA